Molecule: messenger RNA, 6624 nt
Organism: Ailuropoda melanoleuca (giant panda)
Lineage: Eukaryota; Metazoa; Chordata; Mammalia; Carnivora; Ursidae
Gene: SYCP2
Product: synaptonemal complex protein 2
Exons: 38
Coding region: 2258-6199 (1313 amino acids)
Biological process (GO): female meiotic nuclear division; mitotic G1 phase; male meiotic nuclear division
Cellular component (GO): condensed chromosome, centromeric region; lateral element
Source: RefSeq, a predicted model, not a curated record
UGGAUGACCUUGUAUGCAGGGAGCUUAAUAAAAAGGAUAUCCAAGCAGUUUCAACCAUUUUGGUUUCUUUUGGAAGAUGUGGCAAAAAUAUCACUAUAUUGGGGCAAGGUGGACUUACAGCUAUGAUAAAACAAGGACUGGUCCAAAAGAUAAGUAUGGAAUAUGUAAUAUUUAUGUGAGGGGAAAUAGGAUUCAAGGUGUGUUUUCUAAUAAAAUGUUCAAACAGUUGAAAAAUAAAUUUGGGGAAGUUUACAUAAAACUGUAGGUAAAAUAAGUAUUUUUGUAACCUGAGCUAUAUGUUGCAAAGAUAGAGAUCAAAAGGACACCCAAUCCACCAGGCUCCUUGAUGAUCAUGUGAAUUUAAGGCCACAAGAUUCCCUGAGGCUUUUACUUGUUUUAUCUAUUUACUGUCUAAUUUGUUUUUCUUUUUAUAUCGUUUAUUAUCUGUUUCCCAUGCUAAAAUGUGGGAUAUUGAUUUUUGUUUUAUUCAUUUGUAUACCUAGCUCUGAGAACAGUACCUGGGAAGUAGUAUAUUCUCAAAUACGUGAAGUAAUUAAAGUAAAAUAACACCAAAACUUUUCAAAUAGUAAUAAUGCCAAAAUAAUCUAAUUCAUGAUGAUAAUUUAUUUUCAUCUACUAAUGAAUGUACCUGAACUAGGAAUUUGAAAGGGGAAAUCAAGGUCUUCUGCCUAGACUUAGGAUUAGUUCAUCUAUUCCCAUCUAAACUGGUAAAAUAUAGUGAAUUAUCAAAAAAUGAAAACAACAAAGAUGUUUAAAAACAUAAAACUUCUUUUCAUACAAUACUGGGAUUUUUAUUUUUAUGUUUCUUUAUUCCUAGGUUUACUGUUUAUGCAAGAUAAGUACAUUCUUAAGUUAUUAAAAUUUAAUUCAAAGUAACUAAUGUAUACAUUUCCUUUUUUACAUGGUUGCGUGGUUUGAAAAAUCAAAGGAGAUUAUUCUCAGUCGAGGAAAUUCAAAAGAUGAGACGGUUAUAAAUAUGAUAGAAGACUUAUUUGAUCUUUUGAUGGUAAAGCCACAUUGAUUAACCAAUCUUACAAGCAUGUGUUUAUUUAAAAUACAAUUUGUGUUCUGUAUGUCCAGAGCCUAAAAGUUCCUAGCAGAUUGAUUAGUGACUUGAUUGGAUUUGUCUGUUCAGAUUGUAUAAAGCACUUAUUCUGAUUAAUACAAUUAAAUAGUUAAUAAAAAAUAAUUACAUGGUGAAUUCAAAUGUGAUCUGUUACUUUAAUACUAUUUUAAUAUUUACUAAUGAAUCAAUACAAUAUAAUGGUUUAUAAUACAAGAUAAUUAUAAAUUAAAUAUUCACUUUUUUUUCAGGUCAUACAUGACAUCAAUGAUGAAGGUAAAAGGCAAGUAGUGGAAAGUUUCGUGCCUCGAAUCUGUGUCCUGGUUAUUGACUCAAGAGUGAAUAUUUGUAUUCAGCAGGAGGUAAAGUCAUCUGUUAGAUUUUUUUUUUAAAAAACCUAAAAAUGAGAGAGUGAAGCAAAUUUAGUAGCAAUUCAUCAAAAUGAAUAAUUAUUUUUUCUUGGUACUAAAUUAAUUAUGUAGUGUAUUUCUGUUGUCUUAAUUCAUUGCCUGACGUGAUGAAUAAAUGUUACCCAAAUAUUUAUUGAAACUUCAUAGCCAUCUGUGUUUGUGUAUGCGUAUAGCUCGUAUGAAAAUAAAUUAUACCAUCCAGAUAUUAGGAGUUCUCAGUAUUUAAGUGCUAAAAAUAACCUGUAUUAGUAUAUAUAUGUGUGUACAUAUAUAUAACCAUAAGAACAAAUAUAAAUCAGGUAAUAGUUUUUGCUUCUUUAGUUCUUAUGAGUAAUAAACAUGUCUUAUUGCAAAGAGUAUAACUGGAAUCAUGGUAUAUUUUGUUCUUGAUAUCCUUUGUUUCAUGGGUUUUUUUUUUGUAUUCACCAUUUUAUACUUUAUAUUCUUUCCUCCACCCUUCUCCAUCAUUCCUUGCAUAAAAUGCUGUGCUUAAGAAAAAAAAAAUAGGCUUCUAAGUUUGUAUACCUAGAAUAUUUCUCUAAGUACUUAAUGUUUCACUGAAUAUAUAAAGUUGAUGGAUUAUCUUUUUUUCUUUUCUAGACUCUGAAAAAAAUGAAUGCUAUGCUUGACAAAAUGCCUCAAGAUGCCAGGAAAAUACUCUCUAACCAAGAAAUGUUAAUUCUCAUGUAAUAAUUUGUACUAUAUUGCUUUAAUUCGUGGUUCAAGUCAAGAAUUUAAAGGAUAUUUUAUAAGGCUGAGUAGUAUGGGAGAAAGGAUUUUAGAUGCUGGAGAUUAUGACUUACAAGUAGGUAUCGUAGAAGCACUGUGUAGAAUGACUACAGAGAAACAAAGACAAGAAUUGGCGUAUCAGUGGUUUUCAAUGGAUUUUAUUGCUAAUGCAUUUAAAGGAAUUAAAGACUCUGAGUUUGAAACAGAUUGCAGAGUAUUUCUCAACCUUGUAAAUGGCAUGCUUGGAGACAAGAGGAGGGUCUUUACGUUUCCUUGUUUAUCAGCAUUUCUCGGUAAAUAUGAGUUGCAAAUACCUUCAGAUGAAAAACUUGAGGAAUUUUGGAUAGAUUUUAAUCUUGGGAGCCAGACUUUAUCAUUCUACAUUGCUGGAGAUAAUGAUGAUCAUCAGUGGGAAGCAGUGACUGUGCCUGAGGAUAAAGUACAAAUAUACAGCAUUGAAGUGAGAGAAUCGAAGAAGCUACUGACCAUAAUUCUGAAAAACAUAGUAAAAAUUAGUAAAAGAGAAGGGAAAGAAUUGCUGUUGUAUUUUGAUGCAUCAUUAGAAAUCACUAGUGUGACACAAAAAAUUUUUGGUGCAAAUAAAUAUAGGGAAUUUACUAGAAAACAAGGUAUUUCAGUUGCCAAAACAUCUGUGCAUAUACUUUUUGAUGCAAGUGGAUCACAGAUUCUAGUGCCGGAAAGUCAAAUCUCACCCAUGGAAGAGGAACUCAUUACUUUGAAAGAAAAACCUAACUCCCAAAAGGAAUUUGCUAAACCUCCAAAAUAUAUCAAAAACAGUAAUCAGGGGGACAGAAAAAAUAGUCAGCCUGAGAUAAUUACUCCUAGCAAAAGAAAAAUGUCUGAAGCAUCAAUGAUUGUUCCUGGUGCAGACAGAUACACUGUGAGAAGUCCAAUACUUUUAAUCAACACAUCAACACCACCAAGAGGAAGAAUUAAACCACCACUGCAAAUGAUGAGUUCUGCAGAAAAACCUGAUAUCCCUAAAACGUCAGAAAGUGGAGUAGGCAAUGCUGUAUCUCUUACAUCUAGACCAUCUGAAGGAAGAAAUGGUGGAGAUAAGACAGACCAACAUAUCGAAACUGCUAAAGUUGUAGAGAAGACAGAAAAUAAGGACAUUGAAUUCCCAAACCAAAAUAUGAAUGACCUGCAGGAUAUUGUUCCAGAUUCCCAGGCAGUGGAGAAAAUAGAUAAACCUGUGUUACCUGGUGUUUUGGACAACAUUUGUGGAAAUAAAAUGCCCUCCAAGUGGUCAUGCUGGACUCCUGUAACAAAUAUUAAUCUAUGUGAUAACCAAGGAGCAGGUACUUCAUCAGGAGACACAUUCAAUCAAGAUGUUAUUGUCAACAAAAAACUUACAAAACAAAAAUUAUCCUCUUCAAUAUCUGAGGAUAAUUCUGAAGAAACAGAAAAGGUGCAAUAUAAGAAAAAAACAAUGCAACAUAACAAAAUAGAGAAAGCAGAAGUAGGAGUUUGCAAAAGAGACACUCAGCAACGACCAAAUCAUCCUAAACAUUCGGAGCAGAAAAAUACUGAAAAUACCAAGCAAAGUGAUUGGCGUAUUGAAUCUGAAACUACUUUUAAGUCCGUUCUCCUAAAUAAGACAGUUGAAGAAUCCCUAAUCUAUAGGAAGAAAUACGUACUGUCAAAAGAUGUGAAUACUGCAAUUUGUGAUAAAAGCCCUUCUCCUAAAAAAAAAGUGAGAAGUCAUAGAAAAUCGGGGAAAAGAUUAACGCCUGAACUUAAUUCCUGGGAUUUGAGACAAAAAAAAAUGAGAGAAAAAUCAAAAGAGAAAGGAUUUACUGAUGCAGCAGAAUCUUUGAUAAAGCAAAUUAAUAAGAGGUAUAAACCAAAGGAUGACAUAAAGUCUACAAGAAAAUUCAAGGAAUCUUUGAUUGACAGUGGUUUUUCAAACAAAUCUGAUCUACAGCUCAGUAAGGAAAAGGUUCAGAAAAAAAGUUAUAGACAACUGAAGACUUCUUUUGUUAAUGUUACUUCUGAAUGCCCAUUGAAUGAUGUUUACAAUUUUAAUUUGAAUGGAGCUGAUGAGCCUAUUAUAAAACUUGGAAUCCAGGAAUUUCAAGCUACAGCUACAGAAGCCUGUGUGGAUAAUUCAAUAAAAUUGAUAGGUUUAAGGAAUCAAGAUGAACUUGAAACUUCCCUCAAAACAAAAGAUAAAAGAAUUGUAACAAAUCCUAAAAAGAAAAAUCUCUUUAGUGAUACUGACACAGAAUACAGAUGUGAUGACAGCAAGACUGAUGUUAGCUGGCUAAAGGAACCAAAAUCAAAACCACAGCUAAUAGACUAUAGCAGAAAUAAAAACAUGAAGAAACCUAAAAGUGGGAAAUCAAAACCAUCUUUAGAAAGGGGACAACCAAGAUCUAAAGUGACACCCAACAAAAACAUCACCAAAAAGGUAGAGGAGACAGUUCCAGAUGGGAGAACCAGACUUCCACGAAGAGCAGCAAAAACCAAAAAAAAUUAUAAAGAUCUCUCAAAUUCAGAAUCAGAGAGUGAACAAGAAUUUUCACAUUCGUUUAAAGAGAAAUUGCUAGUAAAGGAGGAGAAUAUCCAUUCCAGGAGCAAAACCAUGAAGCUGCCAAAGAAACAACAGAAUGCCUUCUCUGCUGAAACACAAAAGGAUAUAUCAAAAGAAUGGAAAAAUUCAACUCUCCUAAAAGAUGCUGUAAGAGAUAAUAGCCUUGGUUUAUCUCCGAUAUCCUUAUCUGGGAGCCCAUCGCCUAUAGAAGUAAUGAGAUGCAAUACAGGUAUAGAGAAGAUAAGAGAAAGGGAUUUUACUCAGGAUUAUGACCGUAUAACAAAAUCCCUAUCACCGUCUCCAAAAAUUUCAUCACCUGAAUCCUUAAGCAGUAAAUAUGGAGUUGGAGACCCAAAAAAGUCACUUAAAGACAGCGACAAAAGUUUAUGUGCGAGAGAAAGUUGCUCACCAAUUCCACGAUCCUUCUUGGGAAGUCAUUCCGCAUCUCCACUAUCCCUGUCUAGUGAAGGAAGAGAGCAAAUAUGGUUGGACAUGCCUCGUGACUCUACUCACAUGUCAGGCCCCACACGGCAUCUUAAUCGCAAACGAAUGUACAUAGAAGAUAAUCUAAGUAAUGCUGAUGAAACAGAAUUGGAAGAGGAGGAGAAAGGGAGAGUAUACUUGCUUCCCAAAAAACUAUCUAAAACUGAAGAUAGAGAUCAUCACACUUACAAAGUGUCUGGAAGUGUAUCUCCAUUAUCAAUAAAUGACUUUUCUAUCCAUGGGGAGAGCUGGGAAAGUGAGAUCUUAGGGCUAGAGGUGAUAUGUGAGAGCCUCAACACAGAAUUCAGGAGGAAGUUUCACAUCCGCCAAAAACUGAUGGAUUAUUUUACUAAGCUGUCUUGGAAAACGGCUCAACAACAUCUGAACACAAUGAACCAUCAGAUUCAGGAGUAUAGGAUCAAAAAACUUGAUAAGUUCCAGUUCAUCAUCAUUGAGGAGCUGGAGAAUUUCGAAAAAGACUCACAGUCUUUAAAAGAGUUGGAGAAGGAAUUUGUGGAUUUCUGGGAGAAGACAUUUCAGAAGCUCAAUGCCUAUCAAAAAAGGGAACAGCAAAGGCUUCGCCUUUUGAAAGCAUCCCUGGACAAAAAUGUCUUCUACAACACUGAUUACGAAGACACCGUGUUUACAUCUGAGAUGUGUUCGAUGAAAGAAAACAUGAAAAUGCUGCAAGACAGACUCCUCAAGGAAACAGCAAUACAGAGUAGCCCUACAAAAAGAAAAAUACACAUGUCACCCAGGCAAGAGUGCUUUUGUAGGAGCCUCCAAAUCCAAAGAAAUGUCGUCUUGUGGAUGAGAAAGAACCACUUUAACAUGACUCCAACCUCGAGACUUCUGUCUGUAGAGUACUGCUCUUCUUUUAAAGAGAAAAUUUUGGGAAACCAAACAGCAAAAGGAAUUUGCUUGUUUUUGAAGUAAUAUUUACAUUGAAUAAAUCUUACCAAGUUAACUAUACUCAUAAAACUAGUUUAAUAAAGUUUAAAAUAUUUUUAAAUGAAUACAGUUUGAACUAAAUAUAAGGUAUUGCUAGUUCAGAAUAUGCUACAUGUAAUAAAAAUUUAGCCAUGCUGAGAAAGGGGAGAAGGCUCAGAUUGAAAAUGCUUACCUGAGUCUAAGUCGGUACUCUCAGCACACUGUUGGAGAGAGUGUUUAUUCAGUUACAGCUCCAGUUACUAUAUUGUCUGAACAUCUUAAUUAAUUCUAGGUAGAAGUCUUAACUCAUAAGCAGGCUGUUUUGACCAGUACUUUUUAAGCUCCUAAUAUUCAUUGUAAUAAUAUCUUGCUAAAAUAUACAUUUGUUUUAAUUGUAUAGUUAAGUUGAAAUAAAUGCUUUGUGACUUGAA